Messenger RNA from Chlorella variabilis, 735 nucleotides. RefSeq lists its product as hypothetical. Bases 1 to 735 code for a protein of 244 amino acids. NCBI's taxonomy places the organism in Eukaryota, Viridiplantae, Chlorophyta, Trebouxiophyceae, Chlorellales, Chlorellaceae. The transcript is spliced from 4 exons. Gene Ontology annotation, cellular component: chloroplast. The record is from RefSeq and is a predicted model, not a curated record.
AUGGGCAGGCGCAGCGCCAAGAUUGCGACACGCAAGGGCAAGGCGGACGCGCAGAAGAGCAAGCUGUACGGCAAGAUCGGCAAGCAGAUUGCGCAGGCGGUGCGUCAGGGUGGCCCCGACGCGCUGGGCAACCUGCGGCUGCGCGACGCGCUGGCGGCCGCCAAGAUGGCGCAGGUGCCUGUGGACAUCAUCGACCGCAACAUCAAGCGCGCCUCAGAGUCAAAGGCAGACUACACGGAGAUGACGUACGAGGCGUACGGCAUUGGCGGCACUGGCUUUGUCAUCGAGUGCCUGACCGACAACAUCAACCGCUCCGCCUCAGACGUCAAGGCCGCCAUCACCAAGGCCGGCGGCAAGGUGGCGGACCCCGGCAGCGUGCUGUUCAACUUCCAGCGCCAGGGCCUCGUCAUGGUGGAUGGCAGCGAGGGCGAGGACGCGGUGUUUGAGGCGGCCAUGGAGGCAGGAGCUGCAGACAUCCAGCAGCACACCGACGAGGACGGCGCGGUGGUGGGGUUCAAGGUGCUGACGGCGGUGGAGGACUAUGGCGCGGUGAGCAGCAGCCUGGCGGAGCAGGGGCUGAAGCUGCAGCCCGAGGCCUCCGGGCUGGUGUAUGUGCCGCUGGUGCAGCAGGAGGUGGACGACGAGCAGUUUGAGGGCAACGAGGCGCUGCUGGAGCGGCUGCUGGCUGUGGAUGAUGUGGAUGCAGUCUACACAACCGUGGCGGGGCUGGAGUGA